AUGGCGGCGAUGACGGCGGCUGGCAGUGACGUCGAGGUGGCGGCAGCUGCUGUCGGCCUGAUGAGCAGCGUGAAGGGCCGCCGAGUGUCGUGCGCUACGAGAGGAGUGGUGCUCGAGUUUGAUAACGAUGCUGACGCCGAUGCUGCUGCUGGUCACCACCGGCCGCGGCUGAUCGAGUCGGCGGUGCCGGUGCUGCUGCUGCUGGCGCGGUACACGGACCUCUACCUCAUCACCGAGUGCGACGACGACAGCACUGAGGAGGCCGUCCGCUCCCUCCUCGCUGCGCGGGGCCUCCUCGCCGCUGGCCUCAAUCCGCACAAGGCGCUCUUCUGCAGCACGCCGCUGGGACGGGUCCACAUGGCCAGGCAGCUCGAGUCCCACAUGCACAUCGACGGGAACGCGGCCGUGGCGGAGGGGCUUCACCGCCACGUGGCCCGGCUGGGCGUGGUGGUGGCCGGGGCGCCACCAGAGCGGCAAGGCGGCGCAGAGGGCGUGCUGUGGGCGGCUACGCUGAGCGAAAUGUUUGGGAGCCGCGAGUGA
Messenger RNA from Acanthamoeba castellanii str. Neff, 540 nucleotides. Its product is annotated as Peroxin 22 (Pex22), putative. NCBI's taxonomy places the organism in Eukaryota, Discosea, Longamoebia, Acanthamoebidae. Bases 1 to 540 code for a protein of 179 amino acids. The record is from RefSeq and is a predicted model, not a curated record. The transcript has 3 exons. Gene Ontology annotation, biological process: peroxisome organization.